AUGAAAACACGACAAAAGGCAAGAGAAGACGUCCGUCCAAAGUCCAGCUCCAGAACAGGUCAUGGAACAAUCUUCUUAACAUUUGCUCAUGAACUGAUUGACGAGUACCAUUUCAUCGAGCAGUCCAAAAGCUGGAGUGAGGCUCAGCAGUACUGCAGAGAGCACUUCACUGACCUGGCCACAAUACAGAGAGAGGAGGACCUGAGCAGAGUCCACAUCCCGGCUGGUCAGGUGGCUUGGAUUGGUCUUCAUGAUGACCCUGCUGCUUGGUUUAAAGUCAUGACCAACGCCUCAAACUCCUGGAGAUGGUCUGUCACUGGGGCCACCAGCCCUGGAGGCUUCCAGAACUGGAACACAGCAGAUCCAGAUAAAUGGUCUGGUAAAGAAGCAUGUGUUAUUAUCGCAGAUAGCAAAUGGAUCGACAUUUUAUGCCCUAUCAAUGCACAUUGUCUUUGUUUCAAAGUUCAGGAAGGUGUCAAGCAGUUCAUUCUGGUCAGUAACUAUAGCAGGACAUGGCUCGGCUGCCAGAGCAUGUGCAGACAGAAUUACCAGGACCUGGCUCAGAUCGAGAGUGCAGAGGAGAACCAGGCUGCGAUGACGGCUUCAGCUGGAGUGGCUUAUGCCUGGAUUGGUCUGUACCGAAACAUAUGGCUCUGGUCGGACCUCAGCAACAGCAGCUUCAGGAAUUGGAAACUUGGAUCACCCAACAACAUGGAUAACAAUGAGCACUGUGUCCUCAUGAAUGAAGACGGCCUAAUGGAGGACGACACCUGCUCUGAACCACAAAGCUUUGUCUGUCAUGAAGGUACUCUCAACAUGAUAGGACCAUGGACACUCUUAGGGUUGAGGACACGAGAGUGGAAUGUUUACAUGAGUGUUGAUGCGUCGGCAGAAGAGUAUUGUCCUGACUCAGAGCUCAUGUUUGCAGUGAAACAGAGACGCUCCGUGUUGCAGACACAGAUGAGAAUCCAGACUGACCUGGACCUGAGUGAUGCAGCCGUCUCUGAGCAGCUGCUCAAACUGCUCCAAGAAAGACUCCAGGAGAAAAUCCCUGGGACUGACUUCAAACUGCGAUGGAGCAAGGCACCAGAAAAGAAAGACUCUGCAUAA
Messenger RNA from Knipowitschia caucasica, 1110 nucleotides. The record is from the annotation of a GenBank genome assembly. NCBI's taxonomy places the organism in Eukaryota, Metazoa, Chordata, Actinopteri, Gobiiformes, Gobiidae.